ACCGUUGACUAAUAGCUUAAGUUCCGUAUACUGUACAGUGCAUUUGUUGUCUUUAUAUGGAAUAUUUGAACAUGGGAAAACAUUUACAGGACUUGUUGUGUUCAGUAACCCCCUGGUGUCCAUUCCAGACACUAAAGUGGUGGCCUCUCUCCACUCAGAUGUGCUCAUCUCCUGCUUCUUCACUUUGACGGACAGUAAACAUGGGCUGACCGACACCAAUAUAACCUGGAGACACAAUGGACGUGAGCUGAUUCGGUACAUGGAUAAGGAAAAGAUACCACCAGGUAGGGUGAUGAUGUUUGAAAGUGAACUUCAGAAAGGGAAUGCCUCAUUGAACAUCAGGAAUGUGACCACUGAAGAUGAGGGACACUACGAGUGUGACGUUUAUGAGGGCCCACUGAGGGACAAAGACAUCGUUCAGCUUAAUGUGAUAGCUACUCCUAAAGUCCUCUUGAACACCCCACUGGCUCUGACGAAUCAGCUGAAUGUACUGACCUGCCAAGUCGAGGGUUUCUACCCGAGUGAUAUCUCCAUAGAAUGGUGGAAAAACUUGACGUCUCUUCCUUCUCAGGAGCCUCUGCAGCUGCAAAACAAUCAAGACGGCACCUUCAGUGCACUCAGUCACUAUAAUUACACACCGAUAAGUGAAGAUGCUGGCACAGAAAUGUACUGCCUGGUAAAGCACAGGUCUCUGAAGGAGGGACAGGAGGAGGCCAGACUCCAUAUCUGUGAGCCAAGCUUAAAAGUGUUACCCGAAAGUAAAGAGCAAAAAGUCCUGUGCAAGCUCGACGGCUGCUUCUUCCAAAAGGCGUUUGUGAGAAUAAACAAAAAUGGAGGACGUGUUAACAAAUCUGAGUGUGAGAAGGUGGAUGAGUGUUUGAGCAAAGCGACAAUAAUAGCAACCUCUGGGGAAGAAGUGAAUAUCACCUGUGAAGCUGAAGUGGCGGGACUCGACAAGCUGCUGAUUGAAAACUACACACUACCUUCUAAAGAUAGAUCCAGGAUUCCUGUAGCUGCUGCUUUUGGCCUCUUCACUAUAAUUGCACUGCUGGUAGCUUAUAUAAGACAGAAGUGAUCCUGAUGGUCACGAUGAGAAGUGUCUUCACUGGAUGUCAUGGAACAAAGUGCUGCUUGAUGAUUGAAAAUCUUAUUGAUGUUGACAUGUAAUGUAUACUGUUAAAGGAAAGUCACUUUGGCCUCUCCUGAAGUGACGUGCCCAGCCCACCACACUGGCCAUCACAGAGUUAUGAAGGAUGUCAAUACCAACAUUGAAGGAAUGCAGUCAACCUAAGGAAGAACUGCCUGCACUGUCCUUUCUUUUAUAUCUCUUCUGUGUUACCAGACCAGUCCAGCCUGUCAUUGAUGUAGACCCCCAUGUACUUGCAUGGGUGGACCACCUCCACAUCCACUCCUUAAGUAGUGACCAGAUGUAAGAUCUUUGCAGGUGGCAAUUAAUUUCAAUCAGUAUCAAUGCUCUGCAUCAAAAUCCUCCCAUGCAAAAAGAAAUUGGUGUCCUGUAUUGAUUUGGGUGUGCUGAAUCCAUUUCUGAAAUUGGAAUUUCUUUACCACAAACAUUUUUUGUGAGAUAUCAGAUUCAAUGAAAAACAGAGUUUAAAAAAAAAACACUUAAGUGCAAGCAAAAGACAGAACCACAAUAAAGAGUUGGGGUACCAGCCUGGUUAGCCCUUAUAACUGAAUGAUUUGAAAAACAGAAUUGCAGAGAUGUCUUCACAAUUGCAAGAUCAUAAGUGAAUUGUCUCAAGAUCUUCUGAUCCUUCUGGCACGUCCAUCUGGAAGUGGCCUCAGUGAUGUAAAGGCUGUCCGUGUGAGGAAGAGAAAAGGCAUUAGGACACAGCGCCAACCCCUGGAGCGGGAGGGAAUUACAACCACUAAAGCCCUUAAGCUAGGGGUGCCCAACUCCGGUCCU
This is a messenger RNA of Polypterus senegalus (gray bichir), 1927 nucleotides long. RefSeq names its product natural cytotoxicity triggering receptor 3 ligand 1-like. Bases 260 to 1075 code for a protein of 271 amino acids. NCBI's taxonomy places the organism in Eukaryota, Metazoa, Chordata, Cladistia, Polypteriformes, Polypteridae. The record is from RefSeq and is a predicted model, not a curated record. The transcript has 6 exons.